Messenger RNA from Sphaerodactylus townsendi, 11835 nucleotides. RefSeq names its product striatin (gene STRN). The transcript is spliced from 19 exons. NCBI's taxonomy places the organism in Eukaryota, Metazoa, Chordata, Lepidosauria, Squamata, Sphaerodactylidae. The record is from RefSeq and is a predicted model, not a curated record. Gene Ontology annotation, molecular function: calmodulin binding; protein phosphatase 2A binding; armadillo repeat domain binding. Bases 146 to 2641 code for a protein of 831 amino acids. Gene Ontology annotation, cellular component: dendrite.
CGCGCCCAGUUGGUUGCUGCUGCUGCCGCCGCUGCUUGCACUGAGGCGCGGCUACCUAGUUCGGGGCGGGCGGCGACGGCGCGGCUGGUGCUCGGGGCUGCGCAGGCGGAGCUGGGGGGCUCCGGCCGCGACGACGGCUCCGGCCAUGGACGAGCAAGCGGGGCCCGGCGUCUUCUUCAGCAACAACAACAACAACAACGCCGCCGCACUGUUGCUGCCGCCGCCUGCGGGCGGGGCCGGGCCGGGGCUGGAGCCGGGGGAGGCUGCGGCUGCCGCGGCUGCAGCUGCCGCGGCGGCGGCCGGGGGCUCCUCGGCCGCGCCGGCGCCGGCCUCUGCGGCGCGGGCUCAGUACAGCGUGCCCGGCAUCCUGCAUUUCCUGCAGCACGAGUGGGGCCGCUUCGAGGCCGAGAGAGCCGAGUGGGAGGCGGAGCGGGCGGAGUUGCAGGCCCAAAUUGCCUUUCUUCAAGGGGAAAGAAAAGGGCAAGAGAAUUUGAAGAAGGAUCUAGUGCGAAGAAUAAAAAUGUUGGAAUAUGCUCUUAAACAAGAAAGAGCUAAAUACCACAAGUUAAAAUAUGGCACAGAAUUAAAUCAGGGGGACAUGAAGCCUCCCAACUAUGAUUCUGAUGAAGGGAAUGAAACUGAAGUCCAUUCACAGCCAAAUAGCCAGCUGAUAUGGAAACAGGGACGCCAGUUGCUCAGGCAAUAUCUGCAGGAGGUGGGAUAUACUGACACAAUACUAGAUGUGAAAUCAAAACGGGUACGAACUUUGCUGGGCCUCUCAGGUGAUGGUCCAGCUGGGGAAAAUGACAGAAACCAAGGAUCAGUGGUGAAUGGCACAGAAGCUGAGAUUAAAGAAAAAGUGAUGAUUGGGAAACCGGAUUUGACUGACUCUGCCUCACUGCUAGAGACUUUUAAAUUCCUUGAAAAUGCUGCUGCUGAAUUCAGUGAUGAAGAUGAUGAUGAUGAUAUUGAUGGAAGAGAGAGCGCAAUCAUGGAUACUUCAACGAUUGUCAGGAAAAGGGUGCUGUCUGAUAGCAGUGAAGACAGAGAUACCGAAGAAGCCUUGAAGGAGUUUGAUUUCUUGGCUACCUCUGAUGAAGGAGAUGCAGAAUCCAGAAGUUCAGGAGAUGGUACUGACUGGGAAAAGGAAGACCAGUGUCUCAUGCCUGAAGCCUGGAAUGUGGACCAGGGAGUAAUAACCAAACUGAAGGAACAAUACAAAAAGGAGCGCAAGGGGAAAAAGGGGGUGAAGAGAAAAACUACCGAAGAUAUGUUUCAGCCUCAGUCCUAUAUAAAACAAUCAAAACAGGGAUGUGGGAAAAUGAUGGAGCAAAAUGCGGGGCCCAACAGGUCAAAACUGCAAGAUAUGCUUGCUAAUUUGAGAGAUGUUGAUGAUCUGCCCUCAUUACAACCAUCAGUUGUACCACCCACUAGACCAAGUACUUCACGACUUAUUGAACAUGAGAUCAACAGAACAGAUGAAGUGGAAGCUUUAACAUUCCCUCCUUCAUCUGGAAAAUCUUUCAUUAUGGGAGCAGAUGAGGCUCUUGAAAGUGAACUUGGUCUUGGAGAAUUGGCAGGUCUUACAGUAGCUAAUGAGGCAGAUUCACUGACAUACGAUAUCGCAAAUAAUAAAGAUGCAUUGAGGAAGACUUGGAACCCCAAGUUUACCUUAAGAAGCCAUUUUGAUGGAGUAAGAGGUCUAGCUUUCCAUCCUAUUGAACCAGUGUUAAUUACAGCAUCAGAGGACCACACAUUAAAAAUGUGGAAUCUACAAAAAACUUCUCCAGCAAAAAAGAGUGCUUCCCUUGAUGUUGAACCUAUAUACACUUUCAGAGCACACAAUAGUCCAGUGCUGUGUGUCGUAAUGAGUAGCAAUGGGGAACAGUGUUAUAGUGGCGGAACAGAUGGUGUAAUCCAAGGUUGGAAUACUACGAACCCAAAUGUUGAUCCUUAUGAUUCUUAUGAUCCCUCUGUCUUAAGAGGUGCAUUUGUAGGCCACACAGAUGCAGUGUGGGGCUUGGUUUACAGUGGAACACACCAGCGUUUGCUCUCCUGUUCAGCAGAUGGCACUAUACGGUUAUGGAAAGCUUUGGAGAUCUCUCCAGCACUGAAUAUAUUUAAUGAUAAUCAAGAGAUGGGAAUUCCAUUUUCUGUGGACCUUGUAAGCAGUGACCCAAGCCACAUGGUAGCAUCGUUUAACAGUGGGAAUACAAGCAUUUUUAACAUGGAAACAAGACAACGGAUUCUCACCUUGGAAUCCAGCAUAGAUUCUACUGCUAGCUCUUCUUGCCAAAUAAACAAAGUAAUCAGCCAUCCUACUCUUCCAAUUAGUAUCACUGCCCAUGAAGACAGACACAUCAAAUUCUAUGACAAUAACACAGGAAAACUGAUCCAUUCCAUGGUAGCACACUUGGAUGCAGUCACAAGUUUAGCUGUUGACCCAAAUGGCUUGUACUUGAUGUCUGGCAGCCACGACUGUUCAAUACGCUUAUGGAACCUUGAAAGCAAGACUUGUAUUCAAGAGUUUACAGCUCAUCGCAAAAAAUAUGAUGAAUCUAUUCAUGAUGUGGCAUUUCACCCCUCCAAAUGUUAUAUUGCCAGUGGAGGAGCUGAUGCACUUGCUAAAGUCUUUGUAUGACGCAAUGCUUCCCUUCCCUUCUAGCUGCCGUGUAUAUAAGAGAAGCUGUACAAAAGACAAGGGCAACAGUCUUGCCCUUUAAUUCUAGUGAAUGUUAGUAAUGGUCUAGUUUUUUGUUUUGUUUUGCAAGGUGCUCUUUUCUAAAUUAAAGGGUAGCUAUAUGAGCUCAGCUGGGAAACUGUUUCAAACAGGGCAGAGAAGAACCAUUUUUUAAGUUUUGGCAAUGUCAGUUUGUCCAGGCAGGCCUGCGGCAAAAGGAGACCCUUCCCCACCAUAAUUUUUGUUAACGAUAUCAGCAGUGCAGAGUUGUUGACAAGGAAGCAGAUAGCUUCUCUGCCUGUUCCUCAAUUAAAGAGUUUCAUUCACAUGCUUCAGUUAAAUAAUGUUGAACUUUGGGGAUUCAUAUGACUCCUGGAUCCACCAGGUUAAUAUCAUCCCAACUUCUCCUUUUUUGGUACCUCCUGCUGGAUGAUGUACAUAAAAUAAUACUUGAUUUAACUUUAGCCUGCUGGCUGUUAUGAUAGGUGGAUUGGAUUUAAGAUGUUAAAUAUUUAAAAAUAUUAAUGUGGUAAUUUGUUUCCCUAAGUGUAUUGUAUUAAAAGCAGAUAUCUAAAAGGCAGAAAAUGUAUGUUUUAUUUAAGCCUUUAAAAUAAUAUAUUAAAAAGUGGCUGGGACCAUAGUUUAACCUUUAAUCCACUUUCACGUGAUACCCCCAAAGCAUACAUUGUUUACAAGGAAUGUAACUUAUUUCAGAUGUUGAUAAUUUGAAAACUUCUCCCCUCAUCAGCUACCGGAUAUCUGCAAGGUGUAAAAGGCCUUGCUCCUGAAAAGCAUGCUAGCUGCAACUAAACACAUUUAUUGUGUCUGGAAUGAAGCAUCACUGUCGUGUGAUCUCAGCAAUCCAUUCCUUAUUGCCCCUAAGUCUAGACUGCUUCUCUCACACUGUUACUAUGAAGGAGUACUUAUGUGAAUUAGCUAUGUGGGUAGGAUUUCCCUUCUUGAUCAGCGUCUUCCCUGUGGAUUGCUGAUGGAGUGGGAAAAAUGUUCCACUCCAGCUAGUUGGCCCAUAUGGUUCCUCCUGUCACACUGCACAGCAGCCUAUACUAUACCCUCAGAAGCAACUAUAUGUGCCACUAUGAAUGGGAGAGGGAAGGGAGAGUCAGUUACUUUCCAUCUGGUAUGGAAACUGCUGCAGAGUAGUGGAAUACUGGAAAGUUAAAAACAAAAUUUAAACCUGUGCAACUUCUUAUAUCCCUGAGAUAUUUUGAUUUAGUUGUGUUGUUUGUCAUUAACUGUGUGAGAUUAUGGCAGUCUAGUUAAAAGCGAUCACAAGUAGGAAAGGUAGUCUGUACCAUGACCUCAUUCAGGGGACUUUCUGGGUUAUGAAUAGGUAGCCACUUCUUAGAAGUAAUUUGAAUCUCUUGAAGAUUUACUGCUCUCGUGGAAGGGUUUAGAUACGAACAGAUAUCUAACUGGACAUCAACUGGAAAUGAAAAAUUCAGAUUUAAACAUUUGGUGUUCUGUUGUGGAGCGUAAAAUAAUUGUUUCCUUUUGGUUUGAAGGUGUCGCAUGCUGCAUUCAAAACACAAAAAUAUGUGAAGAAACUGUUAAUAGGUAUUUCCUCUCUAUACUGCUGUGUAGUAUGUGCCCUUAAAUGAAAAUAAAACUUUUAGAUGUAAAAUUACAAUUGUAACUUAAAACAUUUAGGCAUCAUCUUACCACAUAUUUUGAAUUAAAGUGGAAAGUUGAAAUGCAUAAAUAUGCAUUUAUCUGUAUGUAUGACCUCUUAUGUACAUGCCCCAGUCUUCUUGAUGUCCUUUAUUUUUUUAAGGGUAUUACAAAGAUUUGUUUAGAAAAGAAAUACAUGAAAUUGUGUAUAUUAUGUGUUUGUACAGAUAUAUAUAUAUAGAGAGAGAUUAUAUAUAGAGAGAUAUAGAUUGUAAACAGUAUGUAUUAAAUACAUUUAAGGGAAUAUUCUAUUGGUAAUUUUGCUGUUUUAGUAUAAACGUUCUUCAGGCUUUGUGAGUACAAAGGAUAAAAUGUACGAGUAUUGUGCUCUUUGAUUAAUCAAUAUAAUAUACAGUUGCUGAUGCUUAAACUGCUGUACAUAGAAGUCAGCAUGCUUGUUUUUAAAACUCUCAUUCUCAUUUAAAAGUUACGAAUGUAGAUGGAAAUCGGUUUCAUUCUUCUUAGUAAGUUCUUGCUCCAAAUGAAGUGAUUAACAAAAGAGGCAAAUAGCUAGAGGCUGAGGUGCUUUUUGGAAAACAAGAAAUAGCCUUACCAUGUGGUUGUGUACUCUUUAGACCCUAUGUCAGUAUCCUGCUUGCAUUCUGCAGAUGGCCUCGUACUGUGCACAACAGUAAUAAAAGUUCUCUGAGAUCCCUUUAUCAAAUAGAGAUGAAGAAGACUUCACCUUAUCCUUUGCUUUCCUGGCAGAAUUGAGUUUCAUCUCUUUUUGCAAUUACCAGCCCUUGGGCCAGACUGCCGAAUCUUCAGCUCCCCCUUUUUUGUUCCUUUUCACUGUCACUCAGUUAUAGCUGAACUAGUGAACUGCCUUCAUUGAAAAGUAUUGUAGUUAAGGUGAUGUCAGAUUAUAUACAGAACUUGCCUGUGAGAUGUUGAUCUGUGAGGGGUGUGACCACAUGCCUGUUGUCUCUUGGGACUUUGAUCGCUGAAUGGUAAAUUCAGGAGCUUAGAUUUUGAAGGAACUUGUGGAUCCAUUGGGUUGGAUCCAGAUUAAACUGUCCAUUACCUCAGACUCCCUUAUGUCAUCCCCAGGGUCCUCUGUCCUCUAGGAGCAUCAUUUUGUGCAGAUGGGGCUGGGCAAGAAAGUUCCAUUCUGCUACUGGAUAAUUUAGCCUGGAUCCAGCCUAUUGUUAAGCAUACAAGUUUGCACAAGAAUAGCAGAGAUAUUAUCUUCUUUCUGUUUUCUCUGAAUCUCUGUAAAUGAAGUGCCAAAUAAUAUUCCCCUCAGAGAAAUGAAAUACAAGAUUAGUAAUUUUGCUAUUUGGCCUAUCACGUUUGCAAGACAGUUAUAGCUCUGAGCACUUUUGCAAAGAAGAAUGUAUUCAUUUGCCACAUCAACAGGCUAUAUAAGGGUUAUGUCAGUCCCCAUUAGUUUAAAUUGGCAGACCAGGGGAUUAGCAGGGUCAGCAUUAGUGGUGCACCCAAACGGCAGAUUGCCCAAUGAUGGUUCCUCAUCUGAUUCCUCUUAUAUAGUAUUGCAUGGAAUCCAUAGAAAAUAUUGGACCAUUUGCAUGUGACACAGUGGAAAGUGCUUUUGAGACCACCUUGCAUUGCAUAUGAACAUAAAUGUAGAAUAGAAUGUGGAACAAAUGUAAAUGCCAGGCAAAACAGAUUUCAAAUGCAAGUUACACAGCAGUUUAAGUCAAAUGAAGUUCCACCUGUGAAAACAGAUCCUUGCCCACUGUUUUGAUCUUUCCUAUAUUUUCAAUGAAAAGUCUCACUGGACUGAAACAUGGUGAAAGCCUCAAGAGCUUUUCAACACAUUCAGUAUAUGGUAUAAUUCUGCUGAGAACAUACCACUUUGAAUAUAGUGGGGUAGUAAAUGUUUCAUCAAAUUGGUCGAUUCCCCAUGGUCAAUUAAUCGCGUGGUACUCACGCAAAAUAUCAAGGUUUCAACAAGAACUCCCUACUGCUUAACUGCCGAACACAGAUUCAUCCUGGUUCUGGCGCUCCCUCUCCCCCUUAUCAUGUGUUUUUUAAGAAUCUGCAUGGACGUGCACCUUUUUAAAAAAUGUGCUGAAGCCAGAUCAGUGAGGAGGAUCAGAAUCUAGGUUUACUUUCCCGACGUAGGGAGUGACGUGGAGCCUUCAGAGCCAAUCAGAGCACAGUAGGCUAUGUGCGAUGCAAGCGCAGCCGUUUUAAAAAAAUUUGCGCCAGUGGUGGCUUCGUUGAAAUGUGGCUGCGUGGAACGUGAUUUCUGUGCCAACUGUAAACUAAAAUUAGACUUUCGUGCCAGCGCAGCUGCAUGGGUAAAGAGUGCCGAAAAAGUCGAAGCCACACAUAAACGUAGCUUCUAUCUACGCAUGUGCAUGGUGAUGUAGCUGCACACAAAAAAAAGUUUUUUAAAAAUUCCCGCCCCGACACAGCACAACAGUCAAUCAGGAGAGCCGCUGAGCAGAUAGACAUCGCUUGAAACAGCGAUAGACAUCGAGGUCUUCACUAAACAUACGCUGCAGUGGGGACAGAGAAACCGCGAUGAAAAGGUGCUGUUCCUUUUGAAACCUGGUUGUAUCCGGCUUUAAUUUCUCAGUGGGGAAAUGGCCAUUGUUUCCUUAUAUUAAAACUUUCUACAGAGAAAAAGCAAGGAGAAGCGGCCUGAAGCUUCUACCUUGUCAGGGUGGCUUUCUAUCAUGUGGAAGUUAGUAAUGUAUUCAAACAUCAAUUGGCUCAUCUGUGUUCUGAAAGUGGCUAUAAGUCAGUGGUAAAGUAUAUGCUUUGCAUGUGUAAACUCCCAGAAUUAGCUCUCAGUUCAAGAAUUUCAUGUAUCAGAUGGGAACUUGUCAGGUAGAGCCGAAAGUCUGGUUUUAGUAUACAGUAGCUCUGCAUGAAGUUGAACAAGAGUUGGAAUACUAUGCCAUGUGCCUUUGUUUCAUGUAGCCUCACCCUGAGAUCUUGAACCAAAGCAAAAUUACCUGCAUACAAUUUCUAGGUCAUCUCAGCCCUCAUAUUGAACUCCCAGUAUGGAUUUUUUGUACUCAUUGCUAAAUUUUAUUUUAUUUUUUUAAAAUGGAUUUGUCUAGUUCAAACAAUUUUCUAACCAGCACAAAAUGGAAAUAAUUCUGUCUUUUGUAAAAAAAACUUAUCCAGCUUGCAUUUUAUUUUUCCUGUUUGUUAACAAAACUAUUAAACACGUGAUAACCCUUUGGCUUUGGAGGUCUCAUGGCUAUUUCUGGUUCUCUCCACCAGAUUAGAAAAUUUUCAUUGGUUUCAUAAAUACUUCAGACUUUAACAGGAAUCCGUUUUUAAAAAAAUAACAGGUCAGUUUUCUUAGCCAAUGAUGAAUCUGAAGAAUGUAGAACUGCUGUGAAUUAGAUUCGCUUGGUUAAAGUUAUUUAUUGGACUCUAUAAAAGAGGCAGUUGAAAAACCAGUUUUCUGCUCCACGGUUAUUGCAAAUCAGCUUUGAGUUUUUGUAAUUAAUUUGGCUAGAUGUACUUAUAGUGGAUGAGCAGAUUUAAAGGCAUGCUGUGGUGUGACAGAAUAAUUCCCCCCCCCCUUUCUGUGAUUCAAGUGAUAGAGGUCCAUUAGGCUUUAGUAUUUCAAAAUUGUGCUUAGAUCUUAAAAAUAGAAGAUCUUAAAUCCUGCCUUUUCACAUGUAGUUACUCAUUUUGAAAACAGGGAUCCUUACAUGGAUUGCUCCAAGUCUGGCAAAGUAUAUGUAUGCCCUGACACCAAUGUAUUAAGCAUAGAAGGACUGCACAGUUGAGUUUGUUGGAACUCCUUAAUGAAAGGGAAAUAACUUCUUUCCAAGUCAAAUGUAGGCUCAUUGCCUACAUGGAGAAUUUAAUAAACAGCAACCAAAGACAUUGUAUAAAGACUACUGGUCAGACUUUCAAGGAUUUUAUUUUUGUUAUAGGAGUUAAUGUUUUGAAUGUGAUUGGAUUUCUGACUGAGUGCCUUCCAAAAUAUUUCCAGUCAUACUCAGGUGUUUAUGAUAAACAAAGGCUUCAGUGCCAUUGCAUCUGUACCAUUCUACAACAGGACAGUUUUGAAAUCAGACAAAUAAUAAUAAUAAGUAAAGUCUUGUAACUGAGUAGUCCAAAUUAACUGAAAGGAUCUCUUGUGCUACGGUCCGUGGUCUUCUGAAGCUCUGCAUCUGAGCAAACUGAAAAGAGCAUAGAAUAACUACCAUACUUCACAGUAAUAUAUGCUAGUUGGUAGUAGAAAUAGGAAUUAAAGGGAGUUGCAUCAAUUAUUUUAUUUUGACUAUCAGUCUUUGUAAUUUUUAUAAGACCGCAUAGUCUUGUUGACUAAUGGGGAAGCCACAAGGAAUGGCUUAGAAAGUCCAACUCUGGCUGUUUCUGCAUGAUCCAAAUAUCCCAGGUUGAACAAGGAAAAUAUCCUGGUUUGGCCAAGAAGUUUGCAUGGUUCCUGAUCCUAAAUCUGCAAUAUUUCCCUCAUCCUGGGUUUUUCAAAAAAACGCUAAAAUCAUGAUUUCCCCCCAAAAACCCACGUUGUAUCCGCUUCCAUGAGAACCCCACAAGAGCAAAACUGAUUUAUUUUUCUUAUCCCAUCGCUUGAUCUCCCUGCCUUGCAUCAUAUCAGUUUCAUUUCUGCUAAAUUGCAGCCUGCCCUUUCCGAAAUGUUCCCCAAACAAGUUUUCUGACAGGUCUUCCAGGAGCCAGGCAAGUGAGCCCAUGUGGGAAGGCAUGAGCGCUUGCCCUGUUCUUACUUGCUCUUGCCAAGUGCUGCUCGCUAGCCGAGCCACAGCCUAGAGAGCCCAACCUUACAACUCUGGGCUCAUGUUCCCAAUGGGGUCCUGGGAGGGGCGGGGAAGUGCCUGCCUGGCAGGAUGCUCUCACCCCAUGACUGCCCCAAAGACCAGUCAGAUGUUAUUUGGUAUAUCAUUGGGGGUAGAGAAUGAGUGUCUCAUGCUGUGAUUUCUUGCACACCAUUAAAUUUGCAUGGGACAUAGUGCUCUGCCCAGUAUUGGUCAAAAGUUUUUACUUCGUAUAGAACAAUGUGCUUUCUGUGUUGCUCACUGCCCCAACUCCUUUCCAAAGCUACAGAAAAGAUGUAUGUGUGUCCUGCUUGGUUUUCCUGCGGUUGCUGUGGAACCACCAAUCAGAAGUGUUGCCUUUGGGGGUGGGGGAGCCAAUCAAAUGCACGUUGGAGCAUGCAUGGCUGCAUAUGCAUUGUAAAAACAAAAAAAGCCGGGCUCAUGUGUAUUUCCUCUCAGUCUUAACUCGAUUCCACAGAAAUGGGCAUUCAUGUGGGAUAAAAUAGACCUGGAUUUGUAUUAUUAUGUUGUACGGAAUUGACCUGCAUUGUAUUUGGAGUAGAAACUUUGUCACCCCUCACAGAUACUUCAAUAUCUUGCUUAGCUGAUGUGUUUUUCACAAGUUAGUUAGGCGUUUCCUAUGUGCUGGCAGCGAUUUCUUGUCAUAUGCUUCUAUUUAAACAUUUAUAAACAACCUAGGGUUGUUGUUUUUUUGAAGUGUGUUGUCAGCCCUGUGGGGAGAGGUUUGGAGUUAAGCAACUAGUUUUAUGUUUACCACUUGUAUUUUGAAACCCUGUUUGCAUUCUAAAAGAAUACAGACACAGUUGAACUGAAGUUGAAGCCACUUCAAAAGUGGAUAUUGGCAUGUACACAUAAACCAAAUUGAAGUGAUGUAUAUACAUCUAAACAAUGUAUUCAGAACUGAUUCCUUAUGGUUACAUCUAAAAUAAGAGAUUCUUGUGGCACUUUACAGACUAAUUUUAUUGUGGGCAUAAGUUUUUGUGAACCAAAGCCCCUUUGUCAGAUGCAUCCAGAGUCGCAUGACUGUUGUAAUUGUAACACGGUACACUAGUCUUUUGAAGCUUUCAUUAUGUGGGAAAUAGCAGUUAUUGGGAAGAAUGUUUGUGCAUGCUACUAUUUCUGAUAGAAUCAGGCUAUGAAGUGUUACUAUAGACUGGGUUAAUUUAAGGCUAAGGUGAGAUGUGUCCUGGUCAUUCUAUGAUGCAUGAAUGGGUAUGUGCACCACAGCACAUGUUUUGUCCUCUAGUUGGUUUUCUAGAAAAGAUAAAGAAAAGAUAUCUGCACGAGUCCAGAUGUCCUAUGCUGGUGUUUUUCUGAUGGGUAUCAAUUUUCAUAUAAUAUACUGGUCAGCUGGGAGAAUGAGCGUGAGUGGAAAUAACCUUUAUAAUAAUGUCAGCCUUUUAUGUUUAGGGACAGGACCUGUAGAACUUUCAGAAUUACAACUGAAUUAUAACUGUACCCCUGGAGAAAAUGAUUGCUUUGGAGUUAGACUCUAAACCCUUGCUGAGCUUCUUCCCUCCCCAAAUCCUGACCGCCUCAGACUUUACCACAGUAGGAAUUUCUCUACCUGGAACUGGCAACCUUAGGCAUGGCCCAAGUGAGUCCCUCCUAGAAUUGGGCCUGGAAAGAGUCCUGGCUUUACUAACAGAAAUUGAAGCCUGGAAUGCUAUGGUUGCCUAGCAACUUCCACUGAGGAAUCUGUUGCUUAAAGCUGCAGGCACCCUUUUUAUCAUGUUUAGGUUGUUAAACCUUCCCCCCCCCCCCCUAUACUAUUUUAGAUUUCACUUCUUCUUUUUUGCAAACCUGACACUCUUUUCAGGCUUAUUGAAAGAUCUGUCUUGUCCGUUCACAGCUCCACUCACCUGAUUUAAGUAUCUAAAGGUCUGGCCAACUUUGCUGUUAGAAUAUGUGAUGAUUAAUGCAGUCAGUCUUUGUUUCAUUUCUAUAACAGUUCAUAAAAGUUUUCCAGAGGCGUCAUGUGAUAUAUUGGUUUGAGGGCAAUAAAUAGUGUGGAUGUUUCCAUCAUAUUAGCAUUAAUAAAGCUGUGACUUACAUCUGAAGAUUGACUUCCACUUGAGGUUUAUUUAGUAGAAGAGAGUCAUAGGAUCCCAUCCCAAUCUAUGAUGUGUUUAGAAGUAGUUUACCACAAAGAUUCUUCAUCCCAUAAUUUUACUGAACUAAUAGUUGAGCUGCUACUAUUAAUCCAACACUUAAUCUUCAAGCAUUUAGCAUCAGAUUAAUAUUUAAAGCCUGUAUAUUUGAAGAAUUGAAAAUGGCUUCUCAUCUUUCUCAAACUUGGUAGGAUUCAACUGAAAAAAUACCCACAAAGGAAUGUGUGUGAUCUUUUUUAAAUCUCUGAAACAAGCCACUUUGAAAAGCAACCCACAGCAAAAUUAUUUGUGAAAUAUCUUGAAUAAACUUGUUUGCUUCCUUGAUAACAUGAAUAAAAUGUUCUUAUGUAUACACAGAUAAUCUUAUUAUACAUGAGGAAAUGCCAAGGUAGUAAUGAAGGCAGUUAUACUGGACAGCUGCAAUGCAGAAUGGGAUUUCUAUGUACAAUUCCUGCAUUUUGUGUUGAGUAAAAUCAAAUGGACCUUCCUGAAGUAACACUAUACAGAGCAGCUUUACUAAAUAUUACAGGAGCAAAUAAAUGUCCUUUGUACUAUGUAUUUAUGUAAAUUGGGUUCUAAUAAAUACUAUUUUUCAACA